Messenger RNA from Syzygium oleosum, 1905 nucleotides. Its product is annotated as glycerol-3-phosphate acyltransferase 5-like. The transcript is spliced from 2 exons. Gene Ontology annotation, molecular function: glycerol-3-phosphate 2-O-acyltransferase activity; phosphatase activity. Gene Ontology annotation, biological process: cutin biosynthetic process. Bases 121 to 1644 code for a protein of 507 amino acids. NCBI's taxonomy places the organism in Eukaryota, Viridiplantae, Streptophyta, Magnoliopsida, Myrtales, Myrtaceae. The record is from RefSeq and is a predicted model, not a curated record. Gene Ontology annotation, cellular component: membrane.
CGUUAGACGCAAGUCAAUGGUACGUUCACCCUCAUGACCUUAUAACCCCUAAAAACCCUUUGUUUCCCAUCAUCAUCGCAUACCAAGAAAACCAACAUCUUAUCAAUCGAAAGAUCCAAUAUGUUUGAGAGGAGGGAUACGGGGGAGUGGAAUCCCGCGAUGGAGGAGGAGUCGUCAUCGUCGGUGGUGUCGGAGUUUGAGGGGACUCUGUUGAAGGACCCGGACCUGUUCUCCUACUUCAUGUUGAUGGCGUUCGAAGCGUCCAACUUGCUACGUUUUGCUCUGUUGCUGUUGCUAUGGCCCGUGAUCUGCUGCCUCAACGCGUUUGGGAUGGAAGAUUACGGGUUGAAGCUCAUGAUCUUUGUCGCCCUAGCGGGGGUUCCGGAAUCCGAGAUCAAAGCGGUGUCUAGAGCCGUUUUGCCGAAGUUUUUCAUGGACGAUUUGAAUGGUGAUGCCUGGAGAGAGUUCAGCGCCUGCGAGAAGAGGGUGGUGGUGACCAGGAUGCCCGGAGUGAUGGUGGAGAGGUUUGCGAUGGAGCAUUUGAGGGCUGACGAAGUUAUCGGAAGCGAGCUCGUCGUGAACCGAUUUGGGUAUGCUACGGGUUUUGUUGAGGGCGGCGAUGGCACCGCUUUCGGCCGCGUUGACAAGCUCUUUGGUGAUGACGAAAGGCCUUCUAAAGGGCUAGGAAGGCCUGGCCUUUCAUUUCUCUCUCUUUGCAAGGAACAAAAGCAACCACCCUUCGCCGAAAAGCAUUGUAACCUAGAGCCUCCCGAGCCGCUCAAGGUGAUCUUCCACGACGGCAGGCUUGCCAAACGCCCUACCCCGUUGAUGGCCUUCUUGACCCUCGUUUGGAUGCCCUUUGGGAUAGUACUAGCUUUCAUCCGCAUCGUUGUGGGCUUGAGCUUGCCUAUCGGCGUCAUCCCGAUCAUCGCGCCGAUAUUGGGAGGUAGAGUCAUCAUCAAAGGAAAACCACCGCCCCCCGUUUCCCGAGACAAUGCCACUGGCGUCUUGUUUGUUUGCACUCACCGCACCCUGAUGGACCCCGUGGUCCUCUCCACUGCUCUUGGCCGCAGGAUCCCGGCAGUUAUCUAUUCCCUCUCAAAGCUAUCAGAGAUUUUGUCGCCGAUACCUACAAUCCGCUUAACCCGAACCCGCGAAGCAGACAGAGAGAUGAUCAAGGACCAACUAUCAAAAGGCGAUUUAGCGGUGUGCCCCGAAGGGACAACAUGCCGAGAACCGUUCCUCCUGAGGUUCAGUGCGCUAUUUGCCGAGUUAACCGAUCGGAUAGUGCCUGUCGCGAUGAACUAUAGAGUCGGGCUGUUUCACGCGACAACAGCUAGAGGAUGGAAGGCCAUGGACCCCAUCUUCUUCAUGAUGAACCCUAGACCCAUCUACGAGGUGACCUUCUUGAACCAGCUGCCAGCUGAGGCAACCUGUUCAUCCGGAAAGAGCCCGAUUGACGUCGCCAACUACGUGCAGAGGCUCUUGGGGACCACGCUAGGAUUCGAGUGUACCAACUUGACUCGAAAGGACAAGUACAGGGUUCUUGCCGGGAACGACGGAACUGUGUCGGCGUCGUCGCACGCUUCGUUGUUCGAUCGCGUCAAGAGAGUCGUGAGCACGUUCGAGCCCUUUAUUCACUGAGAUUGACGGAGAUCGCAAUAAGACUGAUCGACGGUUACAACUAUUACGUAAUAUUCUCCAGGACGCUCUGGAAUCUUUCUUUGGUUUUAGAAACAACAUAGGUCUGCAUUCUUUCUCUUCACUUCCUUUUCCUUUGUUUGUUUUGUCGGGAGAUUAUUAUUUAAGGAUCUGUAAACACUAAGCAAAUGUAUGGAGAGUUGUUACCAUCAAUUGUGAGCUAGUCCUGUUUAAUGCAUCGAAUGAAGGGAAUAAGUUCUUCAA